Parnassius mnemosyne (clouded apollo) is the source of this 912-nucleotide messenger RNA. The record is from the annotation of a GenBank genome assembly. Lineage: Eukaryota; Metazoa; Arthropoda; Insecta; Lepidoptera; Papilionidae.
AUGGGAUCCACGGGGCUAACUUUGGCAGAUCUGCCAAAUAUUUUUAUUAUGAUAGGUGCCCUUGUUGCAUUGUUCGUGAUGCUAGUGAUACUUCUCAGGAACAUGGAAGUGAUCGGCAUAGUGGGCGAGGGUCGCGAGGAGACGUGGGCGCGCAGCAUGCAGCCUCCGCGACUGCUCAUGCAGCGCGUGCACAUACCCUUCACCUUCAAACUGGUGGAGAACAAGCCCGUGGAAUACAGUGGAGUGAACUGCAGCGUGUCGUCUACGGUGCGUUACUGGCAGGCGAGCUGGUGGGGCGCGCCGGUGCGCGAGCUGCACCAGACGCUGUGGGGCACGCUGCCGGAAAUCCUCGCCUCCAAGCACUUCAAUUUCACCAAAUCUGGUCCUCACGAAGAGCGUCCGCUCCACCUGUCGACGGAUAAGCCACCAGCGUUGGGCGCUCCGCCCCGCAGUUGCUACCCGCUAGUGGUGGUGUUGGCGAGAGAUCAAAGGGACACCGCCGAAUUGAGGCCUGAUGACACAGUGGCGCUAGUGAGCGUGGUGCAUAUCAGAGACGAGCAGUGCCCUCUACCGAGCGGAGUCAUAGCGCAGUACCUGAAACAAGCAAACGGACACCUAUCGUGCUUAAAGCAACUGUACGUGUCGAGCGAAUCAGGCGAGGUGGGCGCCAUGGAGGCGCGCGAGUGCGCGCAGUGCUGCGUGUGCGCGGCCGCGCCGCUGUCGCGCGCGCUGCUGCCCUGCCGCCACGCCUGCCUCUGCGCGCGAUGUCUACCGAAACUGGACAAGUGCCCGAUUUGCCGCAGUGCGAUCAGCAGCUACUUCUGCAUCCGCAACGAGGAGGAGCCCAGUGCGGACUUCAAGCCGCGGCUCGCGUUCAACCGCCGCCUCCUCGACCUCUUCCACUACCACUAG